Molecule: messenger RNA, 732 nt
Organism: Aspergillus affinis
Lineage: Eukaryota; Fungi; Ascomycota; Eurotiomycetes; Eurotiales; Aspergillaceae
Exons: 1
Coding region: 1-732 (243 amino acids)
Source: RefSeq, a predicted model, not a curated record
AUGAAUUCGUACAAAGAAUCGUCCAUCGCAGAGGGCGCGCGUGGUGUUCCUGUACAUCCCUCCAGCCCCCCUGCCCCAUCUUUUGAUGCAAUACCUCCACCGGACCCUGAGUCCCGCAUAUACAACAUCUACCAUACUGUCCUACAUCACCACUACGACGUCACCCUAGCCGACAAAACGCCGCUAUACCACGUGGAGAACUCGCUGAUCCGACCUAAAAAACCCGAUCUCACGGUCCACGCCGGCACGAACGAGAGCGGCCCCGUGGUAGCCGUGUGCAAGUUUCUGCACUUCUCCCGACAUCUGAAAGUCGGACUGGGCGAUCCCCAGAAUUUCAGCGACGUGCAGUGGGAGGAUCUCGUGUGCCAGAACUACCAGCUCACCAAGUACCGCUGGCAAAUGACGACGAGAACCCCCUAUAGAGAAACGGUCAAGCGGUCGUUUGUCUGGAAGCGCACCCAUAAUGUCGGGGUUGAGGAUAGUAAGCCCUCAGUACUGAGUUCGCGCAAUUUCAAGCUAGUGAACGAGCAGACGGGGCGCAUUGUCGCUGUGUUUACCAGCAAUAGCCUCAAGAGCUUUACCAAAUGUGGAAAACUUCAGAUCGCGGCGGAUUAUGGCCCUGAAUUCGAGUUGAUGGUCAUUCUCACCGUGCUUGCUCUGUAUGAGAAACAAAGGCGUCGCAACAAUAGCAGCAGUGGAGGGAGUGGUGGUGGUGGAGGUGGCGGUGGUUGA